AUGGUGGAUAUCUACAACUUCGAGAAAUACUUCCAAGUCCCUUGGCAAUGUCUGCCACCCCCAACAAGUAACCAGCACAAACAUACCAAACUAGGCGAGACUGCGCCUCACCCUAACCACACAUCGUUGGCAACAUCCGAAACCUUUGUGCUCACUAUCAUCUUUUAUGUCAAACACACUGCAUUGGCUCUACCUACUGCGCCGCUAAAUGGCCCACAGUUACUUAAACCUGGAGCUGUCAGUAAGGCAGCUGCUACUGCCCAAACUCGUUAUCAACUGGAAAUUGCAGGCCUCUCAAAUGAGACUAUCAAUGCGUUCAACGACAUGCGUGGGGAACCAGCUGAACAUGGUGAUGAUGACACAGCAUGGGUGGACUACGGAGACACAGAGAUUGAGCCACUUCCUGAGAAUAUGAACCACAACGAGACAAUUACACAUGCCAUCCGCGACUUUGUUGAUCACCUAUGGGGUUAUCACAAGCACCAUGAUGGCUGUACAUGGCAACAUCAGCUUCAAUCUAUCAAUGCCAACUGGGCACCAUUGAUUCCAACACUCGUGAACACCUAUCUUACGUGGAAUUCAUUACAAUUUGGCAUUUCUCUUCAACCACAGUGCCCCACUGCCCCAGAGUUGUCCUUCACUAUCCACAUUGUUGACAUAUUCACGGCCCUUGUAUCUGAAGGCUUCCUGGGUAACGCACCACACAACUCUUUGAUUGCAAUAUCACUAUUGCUUGCAGACACCUUUGACCUAUAUCUCACUAUUCUUCAUGAAAUUGAACGAAGGGUUCAAACAGUGCUUAACCAUGAUACUCCCAACUGGCAGGUACUCAAUGCAUGCCCUCCAUGCUCCUAUGAACUUGAUGAUGAGCCACCACUCAAAUACUCAUGUAUGUAUGUCAUGGAUGGUGGCAACUCUGCCAAGCACAUGGUGACUAUCGGUGACCGACAGUGUGGUGACACACAUAUUUAUGCCGAGAGUGAUUACCUACUCUCCUGUGUCUUCGUUGAUCACUUUGCAAAUGAAGUUCAGUCUCGCUCCACACUUGAUGGCCCUGACGAUCAUCCCAUCAUUCCAAAAGCUGAAGAAGAUGACUCUGUAGUCUCAAGUGCACAAGUUAUAGCUGAAGACUGCAGCAGAAACUGGAAAGCAGCUGCUGAUGAUGACAAGAAGAAGAUGUGGGCUAUCUUUGAUGAGACGAGUAUCUUUAUUGCUGCCUGCAGACACGGGAGCAUGUUAUGGUAUGCCAAUAUAAUUAAAAGUGUGAAGUACCCUCUAGCAAUAGUUGCCAAAAUACUGGAUGUCAUUGGGGAGCACACCCUUGGUGCCUAUGACAUUGGAUGUCCUGCUUUCAUGGAAAAGCAGUCACACUUGUGCAUUGACGCAUUUCAUGGCUAUGCACACAAUUACAUUUGCCAAACUCAACAUCACCCACUUGGCAUCGAAGGCGCUGGUCUGGAAGACUUCGGUGUUGCUGAGAGUAUUUUUAGUGCAUCCAAUGCUCUAGCGUCUGUAAUUCGCUAUGCCAGCCCUUACCAUCGCCAUGUGUUCUUAGAUCUAUUCUUCAAGCAGUGGGAUGAAGACAAAUACUCAAACCUCGGCACAAUGUUACUUAACAAUUACUGGCAAGCACAACAAGUGAUCUCGACAGAGACUAUCAUGUUGAGGGAAGCUAUGUCUUCUCUAGGCAUACAAGAAGAGGACCUCAUGAACUGGCGGUCAGAAGAGAUCCAGUACUUCCAAACACUUGGGAAGGAACCUGAGUGGGAUGUGCAUGCCAUUGUCUAUGUAGAGCUACUUCAACAGAUGCAAGAGCUUGAGUCUCAAGCAUCCGUGAGCUUUGCUCGCUUUGUUUCUUCUGCACUGGACAACUACCAAUUUUCUGCCCCCUCACAGACCAACUUCUAUUCUGUUAAUCUCUCCCAGACACCGAAAUUGGAGAUGCAGCGACACUACGCUACUGAACGACUCGCUUCGAUUCAACACAAUGUCAUUUCUAUGGAACCGAAGCUCAGUAUCGCAAAUUGGUGGUCCCCUUUAUCUGCAGAGUAUCAAGAAACUCUUACAUACAUGACACUAUGCAAGUAUCAUAAAGCACUGGAUAAUAUUCAGCAUCUUGUUGUGCAGCGGUUGUUCAAGUUGCAGAGACUGAAUGUCUCUCGAACAGCGAUUCAGAAUGCUGUCAAGAAAUACAACGAGGCUGCAUCUGAGCUACGGCCACCAUGGCCACCACUUGAGUGGAGCAAGGUCUCACACUUCAGCUUUCUCGACGAGUUCAACCUCCUUCAUGAAACUUGCCAAGACAUCUGCAACAAGCCAUGGACAAAGCCAGCAGUUCGUGAGACCAUGCGGCAGCAUCUCCACAUUCAACGUGCGAAGAAAGAGAUUGUCUACUGCAACAUUGAAGUGCGCCACCUGCAAACAGCAAUUGUUGUCGAGAAUGAGGAAUUCACAUGUGUCCUUGCAGCACUUGACGCUGCUAACUCACUGAUUUUUGUAGCUGUGAAAGAACACUCAAUUUGCCGCCAUCGUAUUAAUAGCCAAUUGUUAUCAUGCAUUAAUCAGACCCAUUCUCUUCCUGGAUUCAGCAGAGACAAGUCCUGUGGUGUUAGGAAAGGGACAAGCAGUGACCGAGCACCAUCAACUGUAGCACCAGCCCAGGGUGACUCGGAGCAGCCUCAGAGUGAUGACUCGGAAGAGGAUGCAUUUGAUGAGGAUGAUGGUGUGGAGAGGGACAUUGGGAUACUUGUAGAAUACCUGUCUGAUCUAGCACUGCAUCCUUGA
This is a messenger RNA of Suillus paluster, 2784 nucleotides long. RefSeq lists its product as uncharacterized. Lineage: Eukaryota; Fungi; Basidiomycota; Agaricomycetes; Boletales; Suillaceae. The transcript is spliced from 11 exons. The record is from RefSeq and is a predicted model, not a curated record. The coding region runs from base 1 to 2784 and encodes 927 amino acids.